Messenger RNA from Colletotrichum gloeosporioides, 522 nucleotides. RefSeq lists its product as uncharacterized. The transcript has a single exon. Bases 1 to 522 code for a protein of 173 amino acids. NCBI's taxonomy places the organism in Eukaryota, Fungi, Ascomycota, Sordariomycetes, Glomerellales, Glomerellaceae. The record is from RefSeq and is a predicted model, not a curated record.
AUGGUGUGGGAAAACCUCGAUUCUUGGGCCCAGUUUGGCCUGGGAGCUUUAUUAAUCAUUGUCGGCUUGUUUUAUAUGACAUUUCUCGUUGUCUGUGGCUUCGCAGUUGGAGGUCUCUUGGAAAGCACAAAUACUGUUGUACUUCAAUACGUUACGGGCUGGCUCUUACUAGUUGUCGGUUGGACUUGUUUGAUCCUUCCAUGUAUCGCCUACUACUUCGCUGCCGUCGGUCUGUUCAUCGUCGGCAUCAUACCCGCAACUAUCUUCAAGGCGACCUGCAUCCGGCUCUACACGUCUGAGUCUUUCAUACACAAUAUCACCCCGCGCAAUGUUCUCUCGGCUAUCGGUGAGGUUCCUGAAGUCAUUUGGACGUACUGGCUUUACUUUUCGAUGUGGCUGGUAGGAGGCGAUUGGGAGGAGAUGAAGGCUAAGUGGGAGGCGACAGAGUCCCAGGACGAGACUCAUUCCAAUAAGCUUGAGAACAUGAACGGUCAGGCGACAGGUACAGCGAACACGUGCUGA